This is a messenger RNA of Lottia gigantea (owl limpet), 2601 nucleotides long. RefSeq lists its product as hypothetical. NCBI's taxonomy places the organism in Eukaryota, Metazoa, Mollusca, Gastropoda, Lottiidae. The record is from RefSeq and is a predicted model, not a curated record. The coding region runs from base 1 to 2601 and encodes 866 amino acids. Gene Ontology annotation, biological process: regulation of apoptotic process. The transcript is spliced from 7 exons.
AUGGAUGAUGAUUAUGAAAAGCCUGACAUUAACUUAGCAACCAUCUCAUGUCACCAUGGUGAUAAUAUUAAGAGAGUUUUAGAAAACGAAUGUAGCUGGCAUCAGACAAGAUCUGAUGGGAUCUGUGUGACGGAUCGCCCCCUACAGAAAGACGAUAGUUACGAGGUUACCAUACAAGGGACUGGUCGUCUGUUACUAGGCAUCACGAGUGAUCUCCCUUGUAUUCAGUCCAUCAAAGACGGCCAGCAGCCAUCAGUAUCAGUAGGAAACUGGUAUCAAAUACGUCUGAAGGAAGAAACAGAGAAGAUGACUGUGGAAUAUCUGGACAAGAAGAUCUGGAUAUACGAAUCUUCUAAAGAGCGAAAAUCAGAUCAUGGAAUUCACAUUCGAGACAAAAAAAAACAUUUUAUCAUUGUUAAUGCUUUGUUUGGUGAAAUGGGCAUUGAAAUUAUUCCUAAAGAUGUGAAAAAAUCCAAGAGUAAAGUUAAACGCAUGAAAUGGUGGAAUACAUGUGGAUUAAACGUACUGAUACAGGACAGUUCUACUUGGUUCAAGCUACGCUAUUUUAAUCCUCUAGGUUUCUGUGCCUUAGAGCAGCCUAUAAAGACUGGUAGAGGUUUCUCUGUGAGGGUUCUAGAAACAUUUGGAUCUUGGCAUUAUUUAUACCUUGGUUUAUCAAACAAAUCACCCCAGGCAGUCCAAUUGAACGAUUGGAGGAUUUUUUACAAUAAUCAACAUGUGGAGGGCAAAACACCAUGGCCGAAACACGUUGUUCCUUUCUUAAAAUUGAAAUGCCCAAAACAACUAAUGUAUUUUGUAUGGAAGGGAGGUAACUCCAUAUUUUAUCAAGAAGGUAAUGGGGAAGCUCAAGAAGUGAAUUUUGAAGGACUUGAUACUCUUCGUCCAAUAUAUGUGUUUUUGGAACCGUUCCGAGAACACAUCCAAGUUGACAGUCGAAAUAUUCUAUUGGAAGUCUCAAAUUGUAUGCAAACUCUCGAUUCACCAAUAGAAAGUGAUCCAGAUCAAACAUGUAUGAAAGAAGUAACAGAAUCUUCAGUGAGCAACAUAUACGAUAGUGUAUCAGAUGGACCCCCUGCCUUCAGAUACGGAGCUACUGCAUACCUCGAGGAGAGGUCGGAUCCUCAGGAAAUUUCUUUUGAUUCUUUUCAACUAAGCUCUGACCAACAAAACAAUAGGGAUAGCAGCUAUCAUGGGACUACGGCUUGUGGCUUUCAACUAAGCUCUGAUCCACAACACAAUAGGGAUAGCGGCCAUCAUUGGAGCUCUGAUCCACAAAAACCUAGCCCUUGUGGCUAUCAACUAAGCUCUGAUCCACAACACAAUAGGGCUUGGGGCCAUCAUUGGAGCUCUGACCCACAAAAACCUAGCGCUUGCGGCUUUCAACUAAGCUCUGAUCCACAACACAAUAGGGCUUGGGGCCAUCAUUGGAGUUCUGACCCACAAAAAAAUAAGGCUGGGGCCCUUCAACACGACCCUGAACCGGAGCACAGAAAGAUUGAUUUUUUAAGACAAAACCGUCAGCCACAGGAAAAUACAUCAUCUUUAUCCUCUCAACCAACUUAUUCAGAAAGAUUUAGGGACAAGUCUUUACCAAAUACAGAGAAUAACAGACCUCUUGCUACUCCACCAACGCAUAUAGCUUCUUCUAAAUCUCUUGACCCAGAAAACAACCUUGAGUGCCGACCACUUCCUCAAAGAGAUGAUCAAAAUGUCUGUUCACCAUCCUCGAUCAGUAUAGCAAAUGAAAACGCUAGCCUUUCCAAAAAAAAUGUGUUGCUUGAAAUGUUAAAAGAAAAUAAAAAGGCGUCGAUAGACAUACCAAAUAAUGACUUAAGCAAUGAGAAACAAAAUAAAUGUGUUAGAUCAGAAGCAGAAAUUCCUGUCGUUAAACAUGGUGGACAAGAUAGUAAAAACAAGUCACAAUCUCCUGGCGUUGCUGGCACCAAUUCCACCAGUAGUCCAAGAAAUAAAAUACCAGCUAUUCCUGAAGAUAAAGUGGAAAAUCAUCCUCAACAAAACCCAAACCAUAUAUCCAAAGAGAAUUAUGAGAUGAAGAAUUUUGUCCGUUCUGCCACCAUGCCUACAUUUCCUAAUAAAUCCAGCCAUUGUUGUAUUCAUUACAUGCGUGCACAAUCAGAACAUUUGAGCUGCACACAUCAAUCCAAUACAAGUGACCAUCGUGACUUAAGGCAACCACAAUCCAGAACAAUACAGGUACAAACUGAUGAUGAAUUCAGUGAAGGUGAUACAAAAACUGUACGAUCAGACUCAACACCAACACAAACAAUCAGUUCCGAUCAGGAAGAACAGAAUUGGAAAAAUUGUUUACAAGAAAAUUACACGUUUUUUAUUGAUCGCGUGGAAUCUGUGACAUUGGCUGAUAAAUUGUUUGAAAAGAAAUGUCUUUCAGAUACAGAGUAUGAGAACAUACUGAAAGAAUCAGCUCGAAACAGCCAGUGUCGUGAAAUCAUCAAGAUUUUAAAGAGGAAACCUCAUCUGAAGUAUGACAUUCUCCAUUGUUUAGAUUUAACAGAGCAAAGACAUAUAGCUGAUAGACUUCGUAAACAUUUAUCUCAAUAA